AUGAAGCCCUGGCUCCUGCUUACCUGGGCCACGGCUGUGGCCUCUUAUGUUGUCAACAACAACAACACUUGCACAUUAUAUCCCGAAUCCCUCACCCACAAUGGAGAGGAUGUCGAUGAUGCGCCCUCGAUUCACCAGGCAUUCGACAUUUGCGGUAAUGACGGGACGGUGAUCUUUUCCAACCAUACUUUCAACAUCAAUUCCAUCCUAAACACCACCAACCUCGUCAACUGCGAAGUCCUGCUUCGUGGCGAGCUUCGCUUCUCAGACGAUAUAUCCUACUGGCGCUCUCACUCCUACUCGGUUGUUCUGCAAAAUCAAUCGACAGCGUGGCUUUUCGGCGGUACCAACGUCACUCUACGUGGCGAGGGAGGCUGGUACAACGGAAACGGACAGGCGUGGUACACAGAGAACCGAAAUGGUGCCAAUCAGCCGGGCCGUCCUAUCAGUAUCACUUUCUUCAAUUCGACGAAUCUAUUGGCAGACCAUUUGACGAUUAUCCAGCCGCAGUUCUGGGCGACGUUCGUCUGGCAAAGCAAGAAUGUCUCGAUAACCAACUUUUUUGUCAAUGCUACGAGUGAUAAUCAGUGGGAUACAACCAACACCGAUGGCUAUGACUCCUGGAAUAGUGAUACUCUGCUCGUUGAGAACGCAUUUAUCACUAAUGGAGACGACUGUAUCGCUGCAAAGGGGAACACCACUAAUCUGCUCGUCAGAAACGUCACUUGUCACGGUGGUAAUGGUAUAACUAUUGGCUCUGUGGGCCAAUAUCCAGAUAUGCCUGAUUACGACCUCAAUAUCACCUUUGAAGAUGUCAAGUGCGUGAACUGCAUGGACGGAGCCUAUAUCAAGACAUGGCAAGGUGUCUCCGCCGACCAUGAUUCAAAUGGUGAUGUCGGAGGUGGAGGCCGAGGAUUGAUCAAGAAUAUCACCUUCCGGAACUUUGAGAUGGAGAAUGUCGGUCUUCCGAUUCAGAUUUCUCAAUGCAUCUAUACCGAGGAAAGUAACAAGUACUGCAAUACGUCGAAGAUGCAGAUUGAGGAUGUGACCUGGGCUAACAUCCACGGUACCUCGAGAUAUAACAUUGCUGCCUCGAUUUAUUGCUCCGAAGCACACCCGUGUCCGAAUAUUUCCUUUGAAAAUGUGGACCUUCGAAGUAUCAACCAGACAAAGGGACUGCCGGCGUAUGGAACAACUUUGCAACAUGAAGUUUUCCAGUGCACGAAUAUCAUCGGAGAGGGCAGCUCAGGUAUUCCAUGCAAUCAUAUCGCGCCUAACAACUUUAGCCAGGGCGUUUAUAGUAAUGUCAAGAGCUAA
Penicillium waksmanii is the source of this 1317-nucleotide messenger RNA. Its product is annotated as exo-polygalacturonase. The transcript has a single exon. NCBI's taxonomy places the organism in Eukaryota, Fungi, Ascomycota, Eurotiomycetes, Eurotiales, Aspergillaceae. The record is from RefSeq and is a predicted model, not a curated record. The coding region runs from base 1 to 1317 and encodes 438 amino acids. Gene Ontology annotation, molecular function: polygalacturonase activity. Gene Ontology annotation, biological process: carbohydrate metabolic process.